Molecule: messenger RNA, 1256 nt
Organism: Glossina fuscipes
Lineage: Eukaryota; Metazoa; Arthropoda; Insecta; Diptera; Glossinidae
Gene: Mpcp1
Product: phosphate carrier protein, mitochondrial
Exons: 5
Coding region: 148-1215 (355 amino acids)
Biological process (GO): mitochondrial phosphate ion transmembrane transport
Cellular component (GO): mitochondrial inner membrane
Molecular function (GO): phosphate transmembrane transporter activity
Source: RefSeq, a predicted model, not a curated record
GUUCUUUAGUUGAGUUUUUAACGAGCGUUUCGGUUAGAAAACGCAGAAUUCAAUAAACGAAACUUUUAAUUGGUUCGAGAAAAAAUCAAUUUUUUUUUUGUUUUAUUAUUUAAUUCCUGUUAAGUAAAAUUCUAAAAACUCAACACUAUGCUUUUUUCCUCGUUAAUAGAGGCAUCUCAAAAUUCGCCUUUUAAGAAGGGCUUUAGUACGGUGAACUGCGAAGAAGCUCCACAAGAUGUAGCUGUACCGAACACCCAUGUAAUACAAGCAGCAGCCGCCGCCACCACAGGUGAUUCCUGUGAGUUUGGUUCAAAUAAGUUUUUCUUGCUGUGCGGUCUGGGUGGUAUUAUCUCUUGUGGAUCUACCCACACUAUGGUGACCCCAUUGGAUUUGGUCAAGUGCCGUUUGCAAGUCGAUGCUGCAAAAUAUAAAAGUGUAGCAAACGGUUUCCGGGUAACCUUAAAAGAAGAUGGCAGUAGAGGUUUAUUCAGGGGUUGGGCUCCUACUUGUAUCGGCUAUUCAAUGCAAGGCCUUUUCAAAUUCGGUCUCUACGAAGUAUUCAAAGUUUUCUAUUCCAAUGCAAUUGGUGAAGAAAACUCCUAUCUAUAUAGGACAACUUUAUAUUUGGUAUCUUCUGCUUCGGCUGAAUUCUUCGCUGAUAUUGCUUUGUCACCGAUGGAGGCGGCUAAAGUGAAAAUUCAAACUACACCUGGUUUCGCCAACACACUGAGAGAAGCUUUGCCGAAAAUGGCAUCGCAAGAAGGUAUUUCUGCCUUCUACAAGGGUUUAGUGCCGCUAUGGAUGCGUCAAAUACCCUACACAAUGAUGAAGUUCGCUUGCUUCGAAAGAACUUUGGAAUUGUUAUACAAAUAUGUUGUGCCUAAGCCACGUGCAGAAUGUUCCAAAGGCGAGCAGUUGGUAGUUACAUUUGCCGCCGGUUAUAUAGCCGGUGUAUUUUGCGCUAUUGUCUCACAUCCUGCCGAUACUGUAGUAUCAAAAUUGAAUCAAGAAAAAGGAGCCUCGGCCUUUGAUGUAGCCAAAAAAUUGGGUCUCGUUGGUAUGUGGGCUGGUUUACUGCCUAGGAUCGUAAUGAUUGGUACCUUAACUGCUGCUCAAUGGUUUAUCUAUGAUGCUGUUAAAGUAUAUUUGCGUAUGCCGCGACCACCACCACCAGAAAUGCCCGAAUCCUUAAAAAAGAAGAUGGGCUUAGCCUAGAAACUUAUCUAAACUCUAUACAUACACAUAUAAACAUAUCU